This is a messenger RNA of Mercenaria mercenaria, 8275 nucleotides long. RefSeq names its product protein FAM184A-like. Lineage: Eukaryota; Metazoa; Mollusca; Bivalvia; Venerida; Veneridae. The record is from RefSeq and is a predicted model, not a curated record.
CGUCAAGGAAACAUGUAAACUUACCGAGAUUUUUUUGUUAUUGACAUUUCAAAAAUGUGUUUUGAAAAGAUUUUGGAGUAGUCAUAAUAUAUAUUUAUCAUUUUUAUGUCGGUUAUGUUGAAAUAAUAUGUAUACUAUAUGGUUUUUUAACUGUACAUCUGAAAUAACGUGCACCAUAAAACAGAACCAAAACAAACAUGGCGGCCAGUGCCAAAAUGUCAUUUAAUUAUUAUCAGAAUGGGAAGUAUGGUACAUUGCCACAGAACCCAAGCAACGACAUGGAAGUCACGCAAGAUAUGCAUCUUAAGAUGUCAAAGAAGAUAGCACAGCUGACAAAGGUAAUCUAUGCACUAAAUACUAAAAAUGAUGAGCACGAAGCAGUGGUCCAACAGAUCAAAGAGCAGCAUGAGGAGGAGAUGCAGCAGCUGCUCAGAGAAACGAAGGAAAAGAUCACCCAAUAUAAGGAAAAGAUAAAUGCGGAGAUGUCACAGAACAACAGGCUAGAGCAGCUAGAGACCAGUUUACGUGAGCAUGAAUCUCUAAAGAGCAGGCAUUUAAACCAGUUUGAUUCAUUUAAAAGAGAGGCUGAAGAAAGAGAAAUGAGACUUAAAGCAGAACAUGCUCAAAAAAUGCUCGAACUUUCUCAAGAUGUCCUUCAUACGAAAAAAGAUUUUGAGGAAAAAUUAAGACAGUUUGAAGCUUGGAAAGAUGGUGUAAGUGAAGAAAAUGAAAGGAAAAUAAGAGAACUUAAAAUUAGUCAUGAAAGUGAGAUUGAAGAAGUCCGAAAUCUUAGUAGAGAUCAAAGCAACGACUGGUUAAAUGAAGUUAAAAAAGUAGAAGACAAAUAUAAAGCAGAGUUAGAAUCAUUGCAUGCAAAGUUUAAAGAAAUGGAAGAGCAAAAAACUCAAAUGAAAGAGGAGUAUGAAGCCAAGCUAGAAAAGGCUAGGUUAUUCUAUGAAAAGGAAUUAGAAGCAGUUAUGAAAAUGAAUAAUAUUUCCUCAGAGGAGGCAAACAGAAUGUUACAGGCAGAGAAAGAAAAACUUAGCAAAGACUUUGCAGCCCAGGAGGCUGAACUUAAAAAACAAAUUAACAGUGUACUUAGUCAGUUAACAGAUAAAGAAGAUGAAGUAGAAAAAUUGAAAGAAACACUUACAGGAUUAGAAAGAAAUCUACAAGAAAAGGAUGGUAGUUCACAUGAUUUGUUGAAACAGUUACAAAGUGCCCAGGAUGAAAACAAUGCCAAUCUUGCUAAACUGAGAAAUACCGAGAAUGAGCUCUCUGUGAUGAAAGAACGCUGUAGUAGACAAGAAGAAGAAAUGGUGAAGAAAUCUGCAACCAUAGGGAAUCUUGAAGCAACAAAACUUCAGAAUGAAUCCACAAUACAAGAUUUAGAAGGGGAGAUUAACAAACUGAAAGACAAACUAGCAUGGUUAGAGAAAGAACGAACAAAUCUUGAGCGGCAAAAGUCAAGUCUGACUCAGAACCAGAUGUCGCAGUUGAAGUCAUUAGAAAAGUCACUAGAGGAUCUGUCAAUAGAAAAACAGACUAUGAAGGAAAGAUAUGAGCGUGAGCUAGAGUCAUUACGCAACAAUUCUAGUAAAUCAGAGAAGGAACUUCAUUCUCAACAUUCACAAGAACUGGAGAAAUUACGAGAAAAAUUACUUUCUGAACUUGCUUCACAGAAGAUGCAAGCUGAAGAAUUGUUAGAGCAAACUAAACAGGAAUUGAAUCAACAGCGUGAAACAGAGGUCACUGACAUGACACAGAAACGUGACAAUGUUCAGACAGAGUUGGACAAUGUAAGGUCAGAAUUAGCAAGUCGCCUCAAAGCAGCAGAAGACGAGGUAGCAAGGGUAAACGGUAUUCUGCAGAACAAGGAGCAGGGUCUGGGUUCGGCCACGGGUAUGAUAAACAGUCUGAGAGAAGCAAAUAAUCAACUACAGCAACAGUUAGAGAAAUCUAGGUUGGAACACAAGGCCGAGAAAACUAGAGCUAGCACACUUCAGGCUGAAUUAGACAAAUUGCGGUUGCAGCAUGAGGCUGAUAUGAAACAGGCAAAGGUAGAAUUCCAACAGAAGAUGGAACAGACUACAGCAGAACUUGACGUCAAAUGGCAGGACUAUCUCAGACGUGAAUGUGGUAAGCUUCGUGAAGAGAUAACGGAGCAGAAAGACAGUGAGAUGAGAGCAGCAUUAGAACAGCUGUCAAAGAUGAAAGACGAAGAAAUCAUGGCAACACGCUCAGGAUGGGAAAAUAAAGUUCAGGACCUUAUGCAGCAGAUUGCAUCACUCAAAGAAAGUAUGGCAUCAAAUAAUUCCAAGGUGUUGGAAGAGCAAGAGAAGAUGAGACUAGAAGCAGAAGAGGAACGUAAACGCUUGGAGCAAGAUUUACUCAAAGCUGCUGAUGAAUAUAUGGCUAAAAUUGAGGCCAUGGAAGCAAUGCAUGAAGAUAACAUGAGGAAAUUGAAAGAAGAAAGCCAAAGGGAGCAAGAGGAAUUAAAGCAAAAGUUAAAAGACAAGCAUAUAGAAGACAUGCAGGCACAGAUGUCAGCACAUAAAGCAACUAUAGAGAGUCUUAAAGACCAAGCUAAUAGAGACAAACAGACAGAUUUAGAUGCUCUUAGAGCUAAACUGGAUAAAGAAAAAGAUGACCUGCGCAAUGACAUGUACCAGCGGCACAUGGAGGAACUGGAGAGAAAAGCAAAAGAGCAUGAGGCCCAUAUGCAGGCAGCAAGAAUGGAGCUAGAACGAGCAGUAGAAAUCUCCAGACAAAAAGAGAAGGAUCAUGCACUCCGUGUAGAAGAUCUUCAAGGGGAGAUCACUCAAAGAGAAAGGCAUAUCACAAAUUUGAAAGAAGACUCUACCAAGUUCCAGACAAGUAUCAAUCAUUUAAACAAAGAAAUAGACUUUAAGCGUCAAGAAAUUCAGAAAAUAAAGAUGGAAACUCAGAAUCAGAUGAGAUUGGUAGAGAAGAAGAUGUUGGAGAAGAUGGAGAGAAAGAUUGAGAACCUGCAGGCUGAUCACCUCAGGGAAUCUCAGGAGCUUGUUAGACAGUUUAACGAGGCACAGGAAAUUCUCAAAGAUAAAAUCUCUGAACUUCAAAUCGCGUUACAAGAGGCAGAGGAUCGUUAUGACAAUCGUGACUCCAGACCUGAAGAUCUAGAGCUGAUCCACCAGCUCAGAGAAAAUGUUCGGGAAAAGGAAGAGAAAGUGCUAGCUCUCAUAGAAGAAAAGAAGUUUUUUCAGAUGGAGCUUGUUAAUAGAGAAACAAACUUUAAUAAAGUAUUCAGUGCUAGUCCCAAUGUUGGAGUCCUGAAUCCUCUAGAUGCCAAGAAACGAAGGGAUUCUAAAGGGAAGGGGAACAACUCUGCACCAAACUUAACUGGGAGACUUGACCCUUUGCCAAACUCACCUAUCCAUCAUGGUCAGCUGAACCCUUCAAGACCGUUGCCAUCCUUCACCAAAAAGUUUGUGAAAUGAUGAAAAACUUACCUUUAGUCACUGAACUAUUUGAUGCUCAGGAAUUCAGAAUGCAGUACAACCUCUGUAGAACAAACACCUCUGGAAGGACUUGAGAUUAAUGUAUUGUUUGGAAGUUAUUAUGAAAUCAUUAAUAUUUGUAGUGGACAAAUUUUCGUGGAUUUUAUGGUUUUGUGAAUUCAUGAAACAAAAUUCCAAUGAACACAUACAUUUCCAUUCAUUUCAUCUUCAAAAGUUGAAAUCUACAAAUUCAUAGCCCUACAAACUAUCCAUUUUGGGGACAGAACCACAAAAUAUUAUGCCCUCGAAUUUUAAUGAUUUCACUGUAAUUUAAUGAAAUGGUGUGUUUGGCAAGAAGAGUUGAAAGAUCUGCCAUAUUAGGUAUUUUUACUCUUAUAUAACCAAAAGGGUAUGCUGUAUGUGUUACUGAGGAGUCAGUCUUCAGUACAUUCAGUAUUUACAAUUUCACAAGCUCUUAUGCCAUAUGUGUGUUUGUGAACUGUGUAUUCAAACAAGAAGACUGAUAGAGCGUUAUUGUCCAUAAGUGCUGUUAUUACAGAUAUUGAAUUAUAUGCAGACUUUUUAUGGAUUUAAUAUGCAUUAUGUUCUUCUUUAAAUGCUAUACUUAAAAUCAUUUAAAUAGUCAGAGAAGAUUGAACUGUAUGUCUGCAGUAUUUAUAAUAAACUUUAGUCUCAUAUAAAGUCAUGGUUAAUGCUAUUUACUGAAAUACCACCUAUGAUCAUGAUUUAAGUUUUAAUACUGUAGAAGAUGAAAUGGAUGAAAGUUUGGCCUUUUGUUUCCUACUAAAUUUAUAAAAUGGUCAUAUUCUCUGAAUUUCCAUGGGAAUAGGCCACCUGCAGACUGUACAACACAAUCAUUUAGAAAAACAAACUGUUUUGUUUUGCAUUAUAGAGCUUGCACACAUUUAUUUAGGGUUUGACAUAAGAUGUGGGAGUUAAGUGAAACUGUAUUUUUAAAAAAAUAAUGGGUUCUGGAUUUAGUAUGUCAAAAGAAGCUAGUAAAUUUACUCAUUGAAAUGUUCUCAAAUUAACUAAAUUUCUGUAAUAUGUCAUGUUAUCACUUUAUUUGUGUGACAAAUUAUACAUAUCUUACUUUUCAUGUUUUUGCUACACUGGUUUCCAGUAGGAAAAAACUUUUUACACACCCUUUAUAUCAUCAAAAAAGUUUGGAGGCAACAUUAAGUUUUGUUGCAUCAAGCACCCAGGCAUGCAUUUAUGUCAGUUUUAUAAUGGUGUAAUGUAAUCUCAUAUACAUAUUUAUCACUAGGCUUCGAGGUUUAACAUUCAGUUUGGAGACCAGUCUUGGUAUCUAAAGCUGUCAUUGGUCAGUUUAAAGAUCUUUCUUGGAAACAACUAAUCAAUUGCUGAAAAUUUUAGACUGGUCCGCAGACUUACUUUUAGAACCCCAAACACUGUUUAAUCACUCAAAUCAAGGACUCCAGUAAGAAAUGAGAAGAGUUGGAUAAAAUUUAAGUCUAAAAUACUUAUGACACAUCCUCAUUCAGAAACUAAGUGUUUUAUUUUACGUCUAAUGCAAGAUACCACAAUCACUUUUUUUUUUUUUAAAUGAAACAGAGAUUGCUGAAAGUUUAUUCAAAAGAACACCCAUUUCUCAUCAUUAAGGUAGCUCUGCACAUUUGAAAAAAAUACUGUUCUACAAUGUAGAAUUUUAUUCAGCCAUAUUUUUUCAAAGCAUCAGUGUAUCCCAGUUAAAAAGAUUGGGUCAUCUACUAGUGUUUUUUUUUUGUUAGACUGGUUUGAAAACAUUUGUUCUCUGGUCAAUUUUCACAGUGGGCUUCUAUGGGAAGUUUGCACUUCUGAUGACACUUCCAUGUAUAGGAAAAGUUCCAAAAUGUAUAUUUAAUAAGACUUCUCAUAGUUGUUGGUUUGACUAUUUUUGAUCAUAAUUAAUAGCCAAAUGAAAUAUGUAGGCCAGUGUGCUUUUUUUUUAAUGGAUCGCCAGAUAUGAAUUUAAACCCUUAUAUUGCUGCUUAUUAUGUUUUUACUUGAAAAUAUUUUACAUCUAAACCCAUCUAUUUUCAAAAUUAACUUUAAUAAAGAUAGUAGUACUAACUGCUGAACACUUUAUACAGAGUAUAUAAUAGAUUCUUUAGCAACAUUUAUACUACCCUGAAAAUGGCUGCCAGACAUUAUUUAAGGUUUUCUGGAUAAAUAAUGUUACGCCCAUCUCUUCUGGGAAAUCAGAUGUGCAGAACUCCCUUAAUUGUUUUACAACAUUUGAUUUGAUGUAUUUUUAUCUGUGUUUGAAAUAAUGGUCUAAAUAGAAGUUCUAUGUUUGGCUACAUUUCAUUUAUAAUGAAAGUUAUUCAAAUUUUGUUCUAGUAGACAAAAUAUAGAAAUUGUAGGACUGAUACAAAGUUUUCUGUUUUAGAGUUUAUAAAACAGCAAUGUGUUAAUGUUACAGCUGAUUUGUAUUUAUGUUUUUCCAAAAAAUGAAUAUUAUUUUCAUAAAUGAUGAAACCUAAGGUUGUUAAAAUUGUUUUUUUUUUUACCUUCAGAUAUUUUGGUUACAUUUUAUAAAAAGUAAUGAAAGACGGAUUAAAAGUUGACUUUUUAAUUUCUGUAGAUAGAUUUCAUGAAUAUUUUCCUGUUGCAGUGUCAUGCUUAUGUUAUCUUUGCAACUAGCCAAAAUUCUGUGACACAUAAACACAGCAUUUAGAAUUCAGUUUUCCGAAGACAGAUUUGAAAAACUUGAGUUAAGUGAGUACUUAAAUGUGUUUUGGUAUGUAUAUUUUUCUAUGAUUGUCUGAGUAAAUUUUUGUUUCUGCUGUGAGAGAGAGAUAUCAGUUAGAGCAUUUAAAUAUUAUUUACUUGUUUUUGGAUUUACUAAUUUAAUUAAUGUGAAAAUUUACCAUGAUUGUCUUUAUUUUAACAUUUUGUAUAUGAAAAUGUUUAGCAUUACUGUGAUAAAACUAAACGUUAUUAAUAUGUUAAAAUGCUUUAACAGAUGAAAGUUUAACUUUUUAAAAUGGGGAAUUUUAAUUCUUGAUAAUAAGGUAUGGUGCAAUCACUUUAUAGUCUUUCCACCUAAAGAGAAAAGUUUGGGCACAGUCCCCUUUGUUUGAAACUAAGUUUCGAGAUCAGUCUUGGAAUACAGCUUUGCCAUUGGUCAGUUUAUGAUAGUAUGAAAUAACAACCAUUCACAUGCCAGAAUUUUAGACUGGUCUCCAAACGUGGGCCUGACAACAAUAAACCAUAUUGGUAAAUUGUUAAACACACUGUUUGUUUUUUUUUGUCCCAUGUGGUUCUGGGACAACUUGUGUAUGAAAAGAUUUGAAACCACUAUCUUACACUUGCAUAAUCAUAAGAGGUGACAUAUGGUUUGAACACUUGGUUUUGGUGUAUCUGUGUGAUUCAAGUAGGUAUAAAAGUUCUGAUUCCAUACCUUAUAUUUUUAUUUAGGUGUAAGUGAGAUGUGAAACCAAAUAUUUUUAGACCUGUGCAGCACCAUGCAGCCUGACCUGUAUUGGUGUACCAUAAGACCCAGCUCAGUGACAAAUUGUAAUUGAAAGCAAUCACAUGAUCAGAUUUUAAAUACUUCACAUAAUGACACUAAAACAUUCUUUAAAAACUAGAAACUGUGAUGGAACAGUGUAUUUUAUCCACCGCAAGCUUAAAUGUACAUAGAUCUAUCUGGAGAGUAAGCUUGAUUCAGUACAGAAGCUUUUUCCUAAAUAGUGUAAUGAUUUUAAAAUGGACAGGGGUGGGGGGGGGGGGCGGGGGUGAGAGUGGGGUUAUACAAAUACUGCUGAGAUUUAGGAAUGUAAAGUAUUAUGAAACUGCUGAACAAACUUUAUGCCUGCAUUACUGUUGAAUUAUUGUUCUUAAUUUUAAGUUUGGUUUAUAUUACGUUAAGUAUUAUACAUUGUUUAUUGUACUCGCAUGAGUUGUGUAUGUACAAAGCUACAGCAGUACCAAAACUUUUCUAGAAAUAUAUUGAUUAAGAUGUCGUAGUUUUAACCCUUAUCAUGCUGGUCAAGAUUGAUUCUGCCUUUGCGACCAGUGUAGAUUAUAAUCAGCAUACACAUCCAUGCAGUCUGAUCAAGAUCUGCACUGUUCGCCAUUCAGUCAGUAUCUUUUUGGUAAGCACCCCUUUUAACAGGUAAUGGUAUGGUCCAAAUUACAGAAAAAGUGUUAAUACAUCAAGUAUGACUUUAAUUUAGCUUUAGGUAAUAUGAAAAGAUAAUGCAACUGAUCUUCUUAAGUGUUUAAAGGGGCAGAACUCCAGAUUUGUGCUAUUUUUUACUUCCAAAAAUUAAUAAAGUUCUGCUGUCUUAGUGACUAUAAUAUGUGUUCCAGUAAAACAAGGUGACAGAGCAGUUUUUUCAUCUUGUGUGGUUUUUAAGAUGUGUAUGCUAUCAAUUGUGCUAGCUAUCCAGUAACUAUUUGAUGUAAGAUAGGUGGAUGAUUUAUGAUUUUGAUAUUUUAUAGAAUUUCUGUAUUUUUAAAAGCGAUAUUGUGAUAUACAAUGGCAGAUUGGCCUCUAUAAGAUACUUAUUUGCAGAUAUAAUGGUCACCUACAUGCAUAUAUAAGGAUAGACCCCUUAAAUCAUUGAUCGUAAGCAACUAAUUAAGAUUUCAAACUACUAGUAAGCAUAGUUUCAUAAAAUGAAUAACUUUGCCUUGUUUAUAGUUGCUGAAUGUAUGUUGAAAUAUUACAUAAUAUGUAAGGUAUUAUGUUUUAAGUUUUGUUCUGUGAUAAUUAGCUGCUAGACACUGCUGAUUUUAUUAUUGAAAUAAAUAUUUAAAAUAUU